Peromyscus maniculatus bairdii (prairie deer mouse) is the source of this 2349-nucleotide messenger RNA. RefSeq names its product sperm tail PG-rich repeat containing 1 (gene Stpg1). Lineage: Eukaryota; Metazoa; Chordata; Mammalia; Rodentia; Cricetidae. Gene Ontology annotation, cellular component: male pronucleus; female pronucleus; germinal vesicle. The record is from RefSeq and is a predicted model, not a curated record. Gene Ontology annotation, molecular function: chromatin binding; histone binding. Gene Ontology annotation, biological process: epigenetic programing of male pronucleus.
GUGGUUGCCAUAGCGACUGAACGGCGAGAGGCUAGACUGACUAGGUAGGAGCCAGCUCCUGUUGACGGGCCGGUCCUUGAGGUCGUGAGGAGGACUCGGCGCACUCCAUGGGAUACCCACUGAGACCUCCGGACUCUGAGUGCGUGCGGAAUCUCUGUGCCCAACUGGGUGGUGCCUCCAGAGCCAGAAGGUGUUUAGAAGAAUGCGAGGCUGAGGUUUUCCUCAAAGGGAUUGAACAUGCCCCAGAGCUUAGCUAACAUGGACAGCAUUCUCCUGAAAGAUGAAGACCCUGGCAAACGGAUCAAGCAUGGCGACAAAGUACAGAAAGGUUUUACCGCUGCAUACCCAACCCAAGCCUCCAUUCCUUAUAAAUACAGAAUAUCAAUAAUCCCGGAAUCAGAAAAAAAGGGAUUUAACAGCCAAGCCAGGAGAUUCUAUCACAAAAAGGACAACAUCCCAGGCCCUGGGUUCUACAACGUCAUCCACCAGUCUCCAGUGUUCAACAAUGUCUCUCUUUCCAAGAGAGGAACCUGCACUUUUCCUUCCACGUGUGCCCGGCUGGGCAACAUCAUUUCUAAAUAUCCUGCUGCCAAUGCCUACACCAUCCCCUCAGAGUUGGUUUCCAAGAAGGACUUCAGCAAUUCCUGUUCCAGCAUGUUCCAGCUGCCAAGCUUCAUGAAAGUGGUCAAAUCGGAAACCCCCGCCCCAAACCAGUACCACGCCGCCAGCGCCAGCUGCAAACAGAGAAGCAAUCUCUCUGCUCGAGUUGGGUUUCUGUCAAAAACAGAAAGAGGAGUCUUCCCCUUGGCCCGCUCGGCAGGGCCAGCUCCAGGGCAUUACAACAUCAAUGAAUCUUUGGUAAAGCAGUCACCAAAGAUCUUAGUGUCCUGCUUCAAAUCCAAAACUGGUCGUGGAUUAAAACUGACGUCAACAGGCCCAGGGCCUGGUUACUACAACCCCAAUGAACACACCAAGAUUCUGAAAAAGCCUCAUAUCCCGAAAGGUACGCUCCUGAACUUUUCUGCCCACCCUCUGCCUCUGCCCCCAAAGCCGCCUCUCCCUGGUCCUGGUCAGUACGAGAUUGUGGACUACGAGGGACCCCCUAAGCAUUUCAUCUCCAGUGCGUCAUUUGUGUCCAAUACCAGCCGGUGGCCAGUACUGUCAUCCAAACCAAGCCUGCCCGGCCCAGCCACAUACAAGCCAGAGAUCCCAGGGAAGCAGUCCUUCCUCUACAACGAGGACAACAAAUGGAUCCCAGCCAUCUAGUGAUGCCACGGCCGCUGGCGGGGAGGCUCCUCCAGGCAGGCCCCCGACCCUGCUCCCCAGGACAUCCAUCAGCAGAACACGCCUUUCCUCUGUCACCCAGCCCGGGGUCACAUACUGUCUGGAGCUGCCUUCUGGAGACUGGCCACCCCUGCCCCUCUCAUGCGUUCAUUCCUGAACAGAAAGGAGGAGCAGGCAGAGUUCUCUGGCUACCUCUAUGUCAGCCUCCAAGCUGGUUUGGGUGACUCUCCUCCCCAGAGUGAAGGGAUCUUGAAGUAUGGAUUCUGAUGUGGCGCUCCGGCCUCCUGCCAAGACAGCCUGUGGCGAAUUCCUUGCUUAGAAGCCAGUCAGCCAGGGCUCCGAAGCCUGGUCCAUGGGUCCUGACCUCCAAUUGCCCUUGACUUCUGGGAGGCAGGAGGCUUGGAGAUGCCUACAACAGAAACACAGGGAUGUUCCCUGGGCACCCCUGCCCUAGCUAUGACUUGUUAUCACACAGUAAGAACAUGGAAACCGGUCAUGAAUCACUCAUCAACCAUGGACUUGUAGGCCAUGUCUGUAUUCAUCCGCAGGCAAGGCAGGACCCAGAUGGAGCUAGAGGCCUGGAACCACAGUCCCCAGGGCAGGGAGGACCUGUGUCCCUUCCUCCAUGUUCUCACUUCCCCAACCUUGCCUCGCCUUCCUGACUUCCCACUCCAGUUCUGAGAAAGCAUCAGUUUCUAAGUUGGACCGUGUCUCUAACAGACCUCAGCAAUGGCUAGAGGAAGAGCUGACCAAGAACCGAGAUGAAAUUAAACUGACCACACAUCUUCUCUUUUCCCAGGUGUUGAUAAUGUCUGCCACUUUUCUAGAUGGAAUCCUCCUGGGCUCCCUUCCCUCCUCCAGCCCCUGAUCCUCUUCCAGGAUGCAUGGGCCUCUUGCUUCCCAGGGCCCCUUCCUUGAAGUUCUCCGGGAACUGUGCAUCCUGGGCCUCCCAUCCAGACUGGCUUCUUGAUCGGCUUUUCUCUUGGGGUUGGGGCGGGGCAUGAGGAAGAGGGAGGGAAGGGAUGAAGAAACUUAUCCAAUUAAAUGGAAUUAUUGCUUCUCACA